CCCCCACUUCGCCCUUUCUUCCUCACUUUCAAAUAUUCUUCCGAGAGUUAAAAUGAGUGGCUGGUUGUUCUUGUUCGCCGUUCUGUACUCGGCUGGUCUGCUUUUCGGGAUGGUCUUCUUUGUGAUCAUGUUUUCGGACCUGGAGAGCGACUAUAUCAAUCCGAUAGACCUCUGCAACAAACUCAACCAGUUUGUAUUGCCCGAAUAUGGUGCACAUGCCUUCCUAUCCCUCUUGUUCCUGCUCUUCGGCCAAUGGACCGCGUUUAUCUGGAAUCUCCCCCUGAUUGCAUACAAUGCCAAUAAGGUUAUCAAGAAAAACCAUAUGUACGAUGCUACAGAAAUCUUCCGAACGCUAUCUUCGCACCAGAAGGAGACCUACUUCAAGCUUGCUUUCUAUUUGCUUUCGUUCUUUUACUACCUCUACAGGAUGAUUGUCGCCCUCGUCGCCGAAAAUCCAUGAUUAUCCCUCCUCGCGAGAUGACGACACCGUUCCUACCCGGCACCGCGUCAGCGUCCCUUAUACGUGUUCUGUUGCGCAAUCCGCGUACAACCAUUCACAAUGACUCUGUAUACGAACUUUCGAGAUUGCGACUGACUACCACCACAUUAACGACACUUUGAUCCAGCUUGAGUAUAUGAUGUAGGGUUAAAUGCAGACAGGGGGGACGGAGCU
Messenger RNA from Coprinopsis cinerea okayama7#130, 673 nucleotides. RefSeq names its product ER-derived vesicles protein ERV14. The record is from RefSeq and is a predicted model, not a curated record. NCBI's taxonomy places the organism in Eukaryota, Fungi, Basidiomycota, Agaricomycetes, Agaricales, Psathyrellaceae. Gene Ontology annotation, biological process: endoplasmic reticulum to Golgi vesicle-mediated transport. The coding region runs from base 53 to 460 and encodes 135 amino acids. The transcript has 6 exons. Gene Ontology annotation, cellular component: endoplasmic reticulum membrane; COPII-coated ER to Golgi transport vesicle.